Messenger RNA from Culex quinquefasciatus (southern house mosquito), 661 nucleotides. RefSeq lists its product as uncharacterized. The record is from RefSeq and is a predicted model, not a curated record. The transcript has 2 exons. NCBI's taxonomy places the organism in Eukaryota, Metazoa, Arthropoda, Insecta, Diptera, Culicidae. Bases 26 to 619 code for a protein of 197 amino acids.
CCGAUCGUCGCCGUUGUGGCGCCGCAUGUGCACAUUCCGAUCGCCCGACUGCGCGAACGCCUUGUGGCAGACCUGUGUGCGAAGGAAGCGAGAGUCUUAUCAGUUUGAGUUGGUAGCUCGAGCAGACAAGAUGCGCGGUGCAGUUUUUCUGGGCGUUUUAGCGCUGAGCGUGGCGGUGUCCACGGGGUUUGGUCCGAAAGCAGAGUGCGAGGACAAGGCCGAGUUUGUGAUUCCCAAUUUUAAGGCCAACUGGUUCAAAGCGAUGGAGUACUGUCACUAUCUUGGGCUGAAGCUGACCAGAGUGCGCAGCGCGGACGAUCAACUGCGCAUCGAGGUCGCCAUCAAUGGAACCGACAAGGGCACGGAUACGGAGUUCUGGACAGGAGGAAAUGACCUGGGUGAUCAACGCAACUUUCACUGGUACUCGACGGGAGGUCGCAUUACCUGGUUCAACUGGUUUGACGUGGAGAGCAGCUAUAACCAACGCCAAAAUUACGUCAAUCAAGCUAGUGGCAAAUGCAUUUACUUGGGAUACCAAAACUCAGACGACCUGUGGAAAUGGGGCUUGGGAAGCUACCAAGACGCCCGUUACUUCAUUUGUGAGCGUAAUCUAAGUUAGUUACUUUGUUGCAAUAAAUAAACUAGCCCUUUCACCCCCAAA